Messenger RNA from Bactrocera latifrons, 3017 nucleotides. Its product is annotated as xenotropic and polytropic retrovirus receptor 1 homolog. Gene Ontology annotation, biological process: cellular response to phosphate starvation; phosphate ion transport. Gene Ontology annotation, cellular component: plasma membrane; cytoplasm; Golgi apparatus. Bases 940 to 2925 code for a protein of 661 amino acids. The transcript is spliced from 9 exons. NCBI's taxonomy places the organism in Eukaryota, Metazoa, Arthropoda, Insecta, Diptera, Tephritidae. Gene Ontology annotation, molecular function: inositol hexakisphosphate binding. The record is from RefSeq and is a predicted model, not a curated record.
UGAUACCUCAAAUCUCUUUAUUAAAAAAAAAUUGUGUAGCUCUUUUUGUAAACCCCGUUCUUAAAGUUGAGUCCACUGACUCUAAAUUUAGUUAGUAAAUUUUAAUAAUUUCGAUUUGUUAUUGGAACCAUGGUCAAAUGUCAAACUUUACAGAAGAGAAAUGGCAAAAGAGCGGGAAAAAGUAUGGCGUCCUUUGCUGUUCCUAUCGGUCUACUUUGUAAAAUUUUCAAAAACGUCUGUCUAGAGUUAGAGAUUACCUUAGCGAUAGAGAGAUGUACUGCUGUGAGUAAAAAUUAGAAAGACUUUUAAAUUUAAAUCUCGCGCGACAACCCAUUCGUCGAAAUAUUUUGUUUUUACUAUGUUGGUAUGACUGUCGAUGACAUCUCUGCCGAAUUCAUAAUUUUGGGAAAGUCUUUCAAUGAUAAUUGCUUGUCGCGAGUAAGUAUUUUUGAUUGGUACAAAUAAUUCAAAGAGAGUGGAAAACGCGUUUACGACGAACCAUGUCCAGACGACCAAAUAAAGGAAUUGGUGGUUGAGAAUCGACGAUUAACAGUUAGAGCUCUUACUGGCAUCUUUGGAAUUUCGGUAAGAUCAGUGAAUAUAAUUUUUAAAGAUUAUUUGGCCUAAGAAAAGUGAAGGCACAAAAUUUUUUCGGCGUCACGUUAACGUCUGUGAAACAAUGCUUUCCGACUACCAGAGUCUUGGAGCUAUGUUUACGACCUGGAAACAGACUAUCAAUCGCCCGAUUAUCGUGACAAAGGUGAGCCGGGACCGAAAAGAACACGUUAAGCAGAUCAAAAACCAAGUUUGAGUCCAAGUUUGGCAUUCGCUAGUCGCGCACCGGUCAGUAGUAGAAAUUACAAUAUAUAUAAUAUCUAUAAGCAAACCAAAUGCAAGCAACUUUUCAUAUAACGGUAACCAGAACGAAAAGCGCUCUAAAUGAAAUUUCAACAAAAUCUACAAUCGCAUUUAACACCCGAAUGGCGUACACAAUACAUCGAUUAUGGCUUCAUGAAGCAAAUGAUACUCGAAGCGGUUGAGAAUGCGCCAACCGCCAACAGCGCCGAGCUAACGGAACAUUUUACACAGUUUCAGCAAAAAUUCUUUGAAGUUUGCGAUAAGGAGUUGGAGAAAAUCAAUUUGUUCUACGAAGCGAAAUUGGCCGAGAUCAAUCACAAGUACACAUUACUACGCGAUGAGAUGAAGUUGGCCGAAGAGACGGCCGGCACGGUGUUGUUGGCGCGUCCAUCGAUACGCAUUAAAAAUCAUCAAUAUCGACAAACGAUCGACUUGACUAGAAUAUUGACGCGACAUGCGACACACGAUUUCAAGGCGGCCUUUAGUGAGCUCUACUUGAACGCGAUACUCUUGCGCAACUAUCAGAUUUUGAAUUAUACCGGCUUUCGUAAGAUGCUCAAGAAGUACGAUAAGCGCAUUAGUGGCAGAGCCGGCUAUCACUAUUUAACCGGGACAGUGGAUAAAGCGGUAUUUUAUACGAAUCGUGAAACUAAAGUGCUUUUGAAAAAAAUCGAGGACAUUAUGACAUACAAUCUGGAGCAUGGUAAUCGUCAUAAAGCUAUGGAGCGGCUUCGUGUGCCGCCGCUCGCUGACAAAUCCCAUCCAUGGACCUCGUUUCGUACUGGUUUUUCUCUGGGUGCACUUAUUAUACUCGCAAUCUUGGUUGUUUUAUCGUUCACAAUGAAAGUCAUCGACGUGGAUGUGGUAACAUGCGUGUUACUUUUUCGUGGUCCUUUUACGAUGAUUUUCUUUCUGGGACUACUCAGUUUGAAUUUCUACGUUUGGCGCUAUGUGGGUAUCAAUCAUGUGUUGAUAUUCGAAUUGAAUCCUCGAAACUUUUUGGCUGCUGUACAAAUUCUUGAGAUCGCCGUUGUAUUCGGUUGCAUAUUAUCGCUGCUGACACUCGCUUUCCUACAUUCCCAGUACCUUGGCAUGCCACCGUAUGUGUUUCCGCUGGCUAUGCCAAUAAUAAUGAUUGUCUUUCUCAUCAAUCCAAUACGCAUAUUUCAUUAUAAAUCGCGCAUGUGGCUACUUCGCUACUUGGGUCGCAUUGCUUGUGCACCUUUCUUUCGAGUCGUCUUCGUGGACUUCUGGUUGGCAGAUCAGUUCAAUUCACUCGUAGCACUGUUCGUGGACUAUAGUCACAUUAUAUGCUACUACACGACGCCAUUCGAUUGGUAUCAUGCCAAAGAGCCGACUACUUGCCAUAUAAAACAACGCUACACGGCGUUGAUACGAGUAUUGCCUGCUUGGUUUCGUUUCGCACAAUGUUUACGACGCUAUCAUGAUGAUCCUGAAAACGCUAAGAAGCAUUUAAUCAAUGCCGGCAAAUAUUCAACUAGUUUUUUUGUGGUGUUUUUCGAUUUCAUGGCGAGAAACUAUGAAGCUUCUUACAACAGCCGACUGGAUAAUCCAUUUAUCUGGUUGUGGAUAUUAGCUGCAAUCGUUGCAUCAACAUAUGGUUUAGCGUGGGACUUUCUAAGAGAUUGGGGUAUCUUCAGUACGGAUUGCGGCGAACAUAAAUAUCUACGUGCGCAAAUUCUCUACAAACCGAGUUUCUACUACUGCCUGAUUGUGGAAAAUCUUUUGCUGCGUUAUCUGUGGGCAUAUGUAUUCGUGUUGGACGCAUCAAAUGUGGUCAGCCAAAGAGUCAUGGCACCUAUAGCGGAUAUAUUGGAAGCAAUACGUCGUUUCCUGUGGAAUUUCAUUCGUUUGGAGAAUGAGCAUCUCAACAAUUGUGGCCGGUUUCGUGCCGUCCGUGAUAUCUCAAUUACAGUUAUUGAACAGCCCUAUCGUGGUUCUUUUGCGCCUAUUACUGAACCCCCUGAUAAAUCUGUAAACAGUUGGAAAGGUCGUGUUAAACUGAAAAUUCAAAGUGAUUCUAAACAGGUUGUCAAUGUUGUAUAGUAUUAAAAAGAAUAGUUUAAAGUUUUGCUUAAUUGUAAUAUAAUUAAUAUAUGAAUUGAGUAAGCAUAAAAAGUCAUGAUUAUCAAAAACAA